AUGAGUAAACCAGUAUAUGAAAACAUCCCAAUCAUCGAUCUUUCACUGUUUGAAACAGACCAACAAUCUUGCGUUCAACAAACUAAGGACGCCUGUGAAAAUUUAGGUUUCUUUUACUUAAAAAAUCAUGGAAUAAGUCAAGAAAAAAUUGCCGAAAUAUUCAAUAUUUCAAAGCUUUACUUUGAACAACAUUCUUACGAAGAAAAGAUGAAGUAUGCUUUGAACGAACAUUAUCAUGGAUAUGCUGAGAGCCGUAAAGAAAAUCUUGAUAUUACAAGAAAAAAUGGUGAUGUCAAAGAAUCUUUUACUCUCGGAGAAUUUAAUGACAAGAAUGAAGCAAAGACGCAAAUUUUACCUCCAUUCUUUAAGGAAAAGGCAGAAUUUAUUGCAUCAUUUUUCAGGGAAUGUCAUGGCUUAUGUUUGAAAAUUUUUCAAAUAUUCGCAAUCGCAUUAGAAAUUCAUCAAUCUGAAGGUGGAAUGCAUUGGUUUGAAGAAAGACAUCUUUCAGAUACUAACAGCUGCAUGCGUUUUAAUCAUUAUCCUCCGAUGGACAAGUUUGAUCCUGAAGAAAUACGUGCUGGAAGUCAUACAGAUUAUGGUUCAAUAACACUCCUCUUUCAAAAAGACGUUGGUGGCCUAGAAAUUCAACCACCUGAUACUGAUAAAUGGUUCCCUGUUCCAGCCAUUCCAAAUCAUAUAUUGAUCAAUAUUGGCGAUUGUUUUAGUUUUUGGACAAAAGGCAAAUUUAAAUCUAUUAUGCAUCGAGUUUCAUUUAACAAUGAAAAUUUUAGUUUAGAUAGGCAUAGUAUUGCGUAUUUCUGUACUGCUGGAUCUGAUAUUAAAUUAGAUCCAAUUCCUUCAAAAUUUAUACCUACAAAUGAAAACGAUAAGGAUGACAAAAUUUUAACUGCCGGCGAGCAUUUGAUGCGUAGAGCUAGUGCCGCAUAUGGCAGCUAUUAA
Cetraspora pellucida is the source of this 960-nucleotide messenger RNA. The record is from the annotation of a GenBank genome assembly. Lineage: Eukaryota; Fungi; Glomeromycota; Glomeromycetes; Diversisporales; Gigasporaceae.